Ornithodoros turicata is the source of this 1384-nucleotide messenger RNA. Its product is annotated as actin-related protein 10-like. The coding region runs from base 83 to 1306 and encodes 407 amino acids. Gene Ontology annotation, cellular component: dynactin complex. The record is from RefSeq and is a predicted model, not a curated record. The transcript has 13 exons. Lineage: Eukaryota; Metazoa; Arthropoda; Arachnida; Ixodida; Argasidae. Gene Ontology annotation, biological process: retrograde axonal transport of mitochondrion.
AGAACUAAAAUAGAAUUCAUCUGUGGCUGUGCCGUGAAAGGAUGUUAUGAUACCCGAAGUACACAACUUUUGUGCCUGAAAAAUGCCGCUGUACGAAGGCAUCAGCUUUGCGGCAGAGAAGAAUUCCGUAAUCUUGGACCUCGGGCGAGCUUACACAAAGUGUGGCUUUGCACGAGAACAAAGUCCAAGGAUAAUUAUACCAAGCACAAUCCCGAUCUCCGACAGCGAUCUGGGUCACAACAUAUGGAACUACGUUGGAGCUGACGACCUGUUCACGACCUUGAAAGAGUUUAUGUACAUUUUAUACUUCAAAUAUCUUGCAGUCAGUCCAAAGGAUCGUCAGGUCGUCAUUGUGGAGUCUGUUUUAUGUCCGACACUGUUCCGCAACACGAUUGCGCAGGUUCUUCUUGAGCAUUUCGAGGUGCCAGGUGUCGUAUUUGUUCCUUCUCACCUGAUGGCAUUGUACACUCUUGGGAUCAACAGUGCCCUUGUCUUGGAUUGUGGCUACUUCGAAAGCAUAUGCCUUCCCGUAUUUGAAGGGGUUUGUAUAUUGAGCGCAUGGCAAGCUCUUCCUCUCGGUGGAUCAGCUAUCCACAGGAGGAUAGAAAGCGAACUUAGUGAGGCUUCAGUUCAGGGACCAGGGAGACGGCGAUGUAGAUUAGAAGACGUUCUACAAGAACAGCUGAAGGAACCUGUCUUGGAAGACAUCAAAGCUCGAACUUGCUUUGUGACAACAAUGCAGAGAGGUCAGCAGCUUCAGAUCUGGGGACUGUGUCGCAGUCAAGGGGAGUCAGCGGGCCAUGAGCCCCCGAAGCCACCACCCGAAGUGGAGUUUCCGCUGGAUGGGGACAUGGUGGUUACCGUUCCGGGAACAUUGAGAGAGUACGCAGCAGAGGUGCUCUUUGAGCUGGAUGGAGAUAUGAAAUCUGUGGCCACGUUGUUGCUCGACUCCAUCCUAAAGGCUCCGAUGGACGCGCGGAAGAAGUUGGCGGAGAACAUUGUUGUCAUGGGUGGCACGGCGAUGCUGCCGGGAUUCAGGCAUCGUUUGCUCAACGAGCUGCACCAGCUUGUCAAAGACCCAGACUACAAGAGGAGAAUGAAGAUCUCAGUCUUCAAGUUCCACAAUCCGCCAUGCAAGGAGAACUACACUGCGUGGCUCGGAGCGUCCAUUUACGGAUCUACGGAUGCCCUGAACCUGCAGUGCAUCACCAAGGAUAAGUUCCAGGAAAACGGAAAACACAUUCCCGAUUGGUCGGACCAAAUGUGGCAGAAGAUGUCGGUCAGCAAGUCCAGCAAAUCAGCAUAAAGCUGAUUAUGCCUCUUUUUGUUUAUUUUUUCUUCCCUUUUUACACGCUGCCGUUCAUGAAAAAAAAAGAACACAUUG